CUAUAAUAUAUCUGUGUGUGUGUAUGUGUGUGUGUAUGUAUAUCGUUUCAUAUAUAACCUCAACGUCCAGAGAGAGAGAAAGUAGAAGAACAAAGAGAGAGGUCAUCCGCCAUGUCAGUCCCAAUCAGAGCAGGAGAUGGUGAAGCCAAAAAUCCGAUGUUAUCAAUAUCCUCCUCCUCCUCCUCCAGUUUGGAACAACCUCAGCGGCAGCCAUCUGGUUCUUCUUCCUUGAAGCUUCCUCAUCCUUCUCUUCUUCUUCAUAGUAACAACAAGAACAGUAACAAACUAGACGUUCCUUGGUUUUGGUCAUUGGAUGAUGAUGGUGAUAAUGUUCCAGAAGUGAGCGAUGAAGAUAUGUUCAUGGUUCCGGACGUGGAGGCGUUACGUCCUCCCAAUAAUAGUAUUAAUAAUGCGGCCUCAACAAUCGCCAAUGCCACCAGUAACAACAACCCAGAUGCCCAGUCUGGCUUUCCGGCCAAGCGCCACCGAGGCCGAAACCUGGUCGAUAAGGAGUACAGGCGGCUCAAGAGAUUGCUAAGGAACAGGGUGUCUGCUCAACAAGCCCGGGAGAGGAAAAAGAUUUACGUCAACGAUCUGGAAUCAAGAGCCAAAGAAUUGGAGGAUGGGAAUUUAAAGUUGGAAGAGAAGAUAUCUACGGUUGUUAAUGAAAACGCCAUGCUUCGAAAGGUUCUUAUGAACACAAGGCCAAAAGUAGACGAAGGUAUUGAACAAAAGCAAGGAUCAGUUAAGUAAGAGCAGACAAGCAUAAAGGAGUUCUUUUAGGCAGUUUUAGGUGAAUAUAUUUAGAAAUUUUUUAGAGAUCAAUUCCGACGAAUGUGAAUCACAGCCUUCGAUUCUCCAGCUACAUAUGGUAUUUGUGCAUCACUUAAUUUGAUAUGAACACUCAACUAGCUAGUAUGGAAGUUUUAAUGAACUUCUGUCUUCUCCCUUUUGUACCAUGUAUUUUUCAUGGAAAAUAUUUUUUUUGGAUGAAUUUCA
This is a messenger RNA of Malus domestica (apple), 999 nucleotides long. RefSeq names its product transcription factor HY5-like. Gene Ontology annotation, cellular component: nucleus. Lineage: Eukaryota; Viridiplantae; Streptophyta; Magnoliopsida; Rosales; Rosaceae. Gene Ontology annotation, molecular function: DNA-binding transcription factor activity, RNA polymerase II-specific. Gene Ontology annotation, biological process: response to red light; response to far red light; red or far-red light signaling pathway. The record is from RefSeq and is a predicted model, not a curated record.